GACUUCGAGCAACUUGCUGUUGAGCUGCAGGCACACUGCUAUCGACAUGACCCGGAGCAGACAAAAAGAUUGCUUACCUAUGAGCUAAAAACCUUUUCCAAAAACACUUGCCUCAGCCUAGCCUAUAUGUGCGGAUCAAAAGUAUUUCUCAGCCACGCUUGCACACAAUCCAUACUCAAUGACCUUUGGUACGGUGGCCUACGUGAAGGGAAGUGGGUUGGUGGCAAGGUGGCCCUUAUCUUAAUGGGGCUUGCAUUGCCACCCCUUUACCCACUUAUCGGUUAUCUUUUUUCUGCGCAGAGUAAAUUUCUCGAAUUUAAAACAAAGGAGGAACUGGCCAGGCAACCACAAACAUUAGAGGAGUAUCUGGAUGAAAUGGAGGAAUCAUCUUCAUCAUCUGAUUCUUCUUCAUGCUCGAGCUUUUCAUCCGGCUCUUGUUCAUCAGAUUCGUCAAGCGGCGAUGGUUCCUUAAUGUGA
Molecule: messenger RNA, 477 nt
Organism: Protopolystoma xenopodis
Lineage: Eukaryota; Metazoa; Platyhelminthes; Monogenea; Polystomatidea; Polystomatidae
Source: the annotation of a GenBank genome assembly